Drosophila santomea is the source of this 4190-nucleotide messenger RNA. RefSeq names its product polypyrimidine tract-binding protein 1 (gene heph). Lineage: Eukaryota; Metazoa; Arthropoda; Insecta; Diptera; Drosophilidae. The transcript is spliced from 16 exons. Bases 1325 to 3208 code for a protein of 627 amino acids. Gene Ontology annotation, cellular component: nucleus. Gene Ontology annotation, biological process: mRNA processing; regulation of RNA splicing. Gene Ontology annotation, molecular function: mRNA binding. The record is from RefSeq and is a predicted model, not a curated record.
CCCCAUCUCUAGCCACUAUACGAUCCAGCGGAAAGAGAGCGGCUCGAGUUAAACAUUUGAUCGUAGCGGUAAAUUGCACUAAGAUAUUGUAUUCAAUACACAUUCUGCGGCCGACAAUAAACAAUAGCGCGGGUGGUCUACUCAAAGAGUUAAACGGAUUAACUUAAACUGCGUUUUGCUUGCCCGAAUCACCUAUGAACAAAGCCGAAAGGGAGGUGCGCGAACAAAGCUCUUGCCGCCAAACGUGCAGCUGACGAAUUCGGGGAAAUAAACGUGCGCAAUUAUCGCCCGGUAAUAGUCGGAUUUUGCGUAUUAGGUCUCUGGAAAUGGAAAAGUCGCCCGUCCACCCAGUUUCAAUUUGACAUUCGGGUACUAUUUCCUUUUGUUCCAUGUUUCGCUCCCGUCCCGUUAGUUCUAGCUUUUCGUGUCUCUCCUUGUCCUUCGUCGUGAGCAACGCGUUGCCUUCGUGUUUUUGUUUCUUGUGCCGCGACAGUGCGGCGGUGCAGCUUCCUUUGGUGGUGCGAUCACCUGGUCUGCGAAGAGACGGCGAUUAGGGCGGUUCACCCGUGACUAAAUUAUCAAAGUGUACAAAUCAAACAACAAAAAAAUCAAAACAAAAAAAAGAUUUGUAUCUUGGACUCGAAAUUAAACGGAUAACAACAAAGUCAAGAAAGCAAACUGCUACAUCCUGCUCACCGAUUUGCGCUUGUACGUUCCCCUCUCUACUAGUUCAGCUACUGCUACUAGCAACCAACGCCACCAACCAACAGCACCAUCUUCGCGAACGCGUGCCGUGUACAGUGAUAAAGUGUUUAGACUUAGUCAAGUCACCCACAGCAAAACCAACAAAGCGCAAAGAAUGUAUUGUCUAUCAAAUUUGUAUGCAUAUAUGUUUUAAAAGUGAUCAAAGAGAUAUCAAAUAUUUUUGUUGACAUCCAAUGAGAUAAGAUUUAAUCCCUGAGCCUUAGGUGAAUGUCAAAUGCAAAUUUAUUAGAGUGCUCUGACCAAGAAAAUUAAUUUCUAUGGAUAUCCUUCCAAUCGUCACCCAAUUGCCCGAAUUCAAGUGAUUUUGUCUUCCCAUAAAUUAUCAGCGACAGACCUCUUUUAAAAAUAACCAUAUCGGAUAUAGUAUACUUAUUUUUAGUAGUUUUAUAUUCCAUCUUGUUGGUAGCCUUUUUCGGUUCUCAUUCUCUUAUGGCUCUAGUUCCGCGCUAUAAUCAUUUUAAAUAAACAGAAGGUGCCAUUGCUGAAAACGACUCCACAUGUGUGGGUUCCUUUAAAGUGGGUAAGUUUGCACUACGAGGAAAAAGAAAACGUAGCGACCAUGAUGUCCUGCCCCCUUCCCAUGCAAUUACCAAUACCAAUUCCUUCAAUACACAAAUCAGAAUUUGCACCGGUUCACAUUGGAGUUAAGGUAAGGAUCGACGAACAGUAUAUAUAUAAACUGAACUAUUUGCGCGGAAGCGACGAACUUUUGAGUCAAGCAGCAGUCAUGGCGCCCGCUUCCGACAAUAACAAUCAGGACCUGGCCACAAAGAAGGCCAAACUGGAGCCGGGCACCGUGCUGGCCGGCGGAAUUGCCAAGGCCUCAAAAGUCAUCCACUUGCGCAACAUUCCGAACGAGUCCGGCGAGGCAGAUGUGAUUGCCCUGGGCAUUCCGUUUGGACGUGUGACCAACGUGCUGGUGCUCAAGGGCAAGAACCAGGCGUUCAUCGAGAUGGCCGACGAGAUCUCCGCUACGUCGAUGGUGUCGUGUUACACAGUAAAUCCGCCCCAGAUGCGCGGCCGCAUGGUCUACGUGCAGUUCUCAAACCAUCGCGAGCUAAAGACGGACCAGAGUCACAACAACUCGAUCGUCCCGAGCGACUACCGCAUCCAGUCCCCGGCGGGCGGAUCGCCUCUGCCCCUUUGCGCCGCCGCCAACGCGUCCAGCAACAAUGCCAACAGCUCGGGCGACAGCAACAGCAGCGCCGUGGGAAUCUUGCAGAACAACACAAGCGCCGUAAGUGCGGCCGGCAACAACACGAACUCCGCCGGAGGACCUAAUACAGUGCUCCGUGUGAUUGUCGAGUCCUUGAUGUACCCCGUCUCGCUGGACAUUCUGCACCAGAUCUUCCAGCGCUAUGGCAAGGUGCUGAAGAUUGUCACCUUCACAAAGAACAAUUCAUUCCAGGCCCUCAUCCAAUAUCCGGAUGCCAACUCCGCCCAGCACGCCAAGUCGCUCCUGGACGGGCAGAACAUAUACAACGGCUGCUGCACGCUGCGCAUUGAUAACAGCAAGCUGACGGCGCUGAAUGUUAAGUACAACAACGACAAGUCGCGCGACUUCACGAACCCCGCGCUGCCCCCUGGUGAGCCGGGCGUGGACCUCAUGCCAACCGCCGGCGGACUGAUGAACACUAAUGAUCUGCUGCUGAUUGCCGCCCGGCAGCGACCUUCUCUCACAGGUGAUAAAAUAGUCAACGGCCUGGGCGCCCCGGGAGUCCUGCCGCCCUUCGCCUUGGGCCUGGGCACUCCACUGACCGGCGGCUACAGCAACGCCCUGCCCAAUUUAGCCGCUUUCUCGCUGGCCAACAGCGGCGCCCUGCAGACGGCCGCUCCUGCAAUGCGAGGUUACUCGAAUGUCCUGCUUGUCUCGAAUUUAAAUGAGGAGAUGGUCACGCCUGAUGCUCUCUUUACCCUUUUUGGUGUAUACGGCGAUGUGCAACGUGUAAAGAUUCUGUACAACAAGAAGGACUCGGCACUCAUACAAAUGGCGGAGCCCCAGCAAGCUUAUUUGGCCAUGUCUCACCUUGAUAAAUUACGUUUAUGGGGAAAGCCGAUACGUGUGAUGGCAAGCAAACACCAGGCCGUCCAGCUGCCCAAGGAGGGCCAGCCGGACGCAGGACUCACACGUGACUACUCGCAAAAUCCGUUGCAUCGCUUCAAGAAACCGGGCAGCAAGAACUACCAGAACAUCUAUCCGCCGUCGGCGACACUGCAUUUAAGCAACAUUCCGUCAUCCUGCUCUGAGGAUGACAUCAAAGAAGCUUUCACCUCAAACAGCUUCGAAGUUAAAGCAUUCAAAUUUUUCCCGAAGGACCGAAAAAUGGCACUGCUGCAACUGUCGUCCGUGGAGGAGGCUGUUCUGGCACUGAUUAAGAUGCACAACCACCAGCUGUCCGAGUCGAAUCACCUGCGUGUAAGCUUCUCUAAGUCGAACAUCUAGAAUCCGAUCCGAAGUCAGGUUUACUGAACCUGACUGGGUGCCUCCGGCGGGUACAGCUACAUGCAGAUGCAUCAGCAGCAACACCUUCAGGUCUAUUGGCAGCAACAGAUACAAACUAUAAUCCGUAGUACAAGAAGAAUGCACGCAAACUUCUACUGAAAUGGCAGACGCCAGAAGCACUACCCACCCAAUCCAACAGAAUAAUCAGCGGUAACAAUCGAUGCAAGAGCUAUACCAAUUUUAAUCAAUGCAACUCACUCUAAGAACUGUUCUGUUUUAUACACCACCCUCCAGUGGGAAAAGACAAAAACAAUUGAGGAAUCUUACUAAAUUGAUAGAGUAAAAGUCAACUUCAAAUAAAUAUAUAUUUAAACUAUCACGAAAAUAGCAUUUCAAGUUAUGGCACACGCAGACAACAAAACAAACAAGCAACCCACAAACUAACAAUCAGCAACAUCGUAACGUAAGCUUAACUUUAAACCUAUAGUUCGUAAGAAAACUGCAUUGCAUAAAAAAAAAACAACACAAGAAAUAUAUGAUGAGUAGAAAAGAGUUAAGUAUGUUUAAACUUUAAAGUAAAGAGAGAAAGAUCGUAACUUAAAAUAUUUUUAGUGCACUGUACUGUGUUUUGGUUUUAAAAAACGACAGAAAGUCAAAAACAUACGGAAGAGAAAAAUUAUGUUAAAAAUGAAUUAAGGCAAUGUUUUAUUAUGUACAUGAUGCUGUUAUUAUAUUUUAAAUGAAUGCAACUUAACUUUAAUUUUUUACAAGUGCGCAACUUCAAUUGAAGAAAUAGCGUACACGUAGCUCAUAAAUGUUUUAAUUUUGCUAGACCUAAAAAGUAAGAAAGUAUUUAGAAAAACGGUCCCGAAUAAGCACAUCGAGCCCUAAGCAGAUUGAAGUAAAGCAAGGGAAUGUGAAGUAACGUUAAAUGGAAUUUAAGAAAAUUGUAUUAAUUUUAAUAAACCUAUAUAAACAAUAA